Molecule: messenger RNA, 11859 nt
Organism: Neocloeon triangulifer
Lineage: Eukaryota; Metazoa; Arthropoda; Insecta; Ephemeroptera; Baetidae
Product: glycine receptor subunit alpha-2-like
Exons: 7
Coding region: 7202-8443 (413 amino acids)
Biological process (GO): chemical synaptic transmission; signal transduction; chloride transmembrane transport
Cellular component (GO): membrane; synapse; neuron projection
Molecular function (GO): extracellular ligand-gated monoatomic ion channel activity; transmembrane signaling receptor activity; neurotransmitter receptor activity
Source: RefSeq, a predicted model, not a curated record
AUGAUCAUGGAAGUGAAGAUAUCAAGCUUGUUUUGAUGUUUUUUUUGCUGUAAAAAUUUGUAUUAAAAAAUAAAACGGCACAACCAGUUUCGGUCACGGUCCGCGGUCCGCGACCCUAAUUCAUGAGUAAGAAAAAUACGAAAAAUUGAAAAACCAAAUUUUUGUAACAUAACUACUCAAAAUCUUAAAUCUACUAGCAAAUUAAAGUACAUGAGCUGCCCGCUUACUUAUACAAGAAUGAGCUAACUAAAGACAGAUUCAUUGGAUUUAUUGUGUGUGAUUAGCGCGCGGCGCGGCUGACCACGGAAACGCCAAAUGACAUCGGGCACAUAAUGCCUUUUGAUAAAAAGCUGUCUUCUUGCUCUCUCAAAAACUGCAUCCAUUCCAUAUAAAUAUAUUGACUAUUUUAAAAAGCGGUUAUUACUAUGUAUGUUAUUCAAAUUUAUUAAUCGUACAAAAGUGCACAAAAGAGAGCCCUAAUAGCUAUGGCAUUCAUCAAGUAAAUUCAUUGUCUACUUGAAUACUUAAUUUGGAUAUAUAGGCUAAAUUAUACAUUUUAUAGUUUUAAGCUUUUGCAAAAUAAGUAAAAAAAACGAGAUUAUACUAAUUAUUUAGAGUGGAAAAUUCGCCCAUGUCGCAAAACUGAUUUUCUAGCACACUUUUUCAAAAGCUCGUCAUUAUUACUACAGCAUUUAAUAUUUUUUGUUAAUGCGUUAAUAACAUAACUUGACCUUCGUGAGCCCACGCCCCUGUAAAGUAUGUAACGCCUUGACACUUAUCUUUUACGGGUUGCCUAAAUCAGGUCUGAAUGGGCCCCUUUCGGUCAGUGGGCCCGUGGAAACGUCCACAUUUCCGCAUAGGAGUUUCGCCACUGGCAUUAAAUAUUCUCGGUAUCAUAGCAGCAGGACUGUCUUUUGAUAUUUGCAGUCUGCAUGAGACUUCAACAAGAUCUUCCCGACUAACAUUAUUCUGGUUAUGUCGCGUAACUCUCCUGUUAUCUGUAGUACCAGUACUUUACUUUUUGAACAUUUGGCGAUUUCUCACUAGGAACUUAAGAUUCAAGAUUUGUUUAUUUUGUUAAGCAUUAUAUACCACAUAAUAUACAUAGCAAUAACAGCUUUUUAAAAUAAGUCAAUAUACAUUACUAUUUAAACGAUAAAAUUCGUUCAGGUCAUAGAAUUGAUGUUCUAGCUUUCACCAUUUUUACAAGAGCCUCGUCAUUUUCAAGGACUUUUAAAGAUUUAGGUAAUGCAUUAAAGAUUCUGGGGAUCAUAAUUUCUGGGUUUUCUACAGAUUUCUUGAGCUUAACUUCUUUCACAACCAAAUCGUUGCAGCAAAGGUUAGUCUGAUUAUGUCGAGCUACUCUCCUCGUAUCUACACUAUCACUAUAUUUCCGAAAUUGAUUUCUGUUUUGCACUAAGAAUUUUAUACAUUCAAGUAUAUACAACGAUGGGACGGUCAUGAUAUUAUAUUUAACAUGACCGUGCCAUCGUUGCAUAUUCAAGAAUACAUUCAAGAAUAAACAAAUACAACACCGUUAGUAUUUCGUAUUUUCUAUAGAUACCAGUGCUUCAUCAAGUCAAGUCAAAGUACCAUUUCCCGUGUAGUAAAUGCCAGCAAGAGCACGCAAGAUUCUCUGCUUGGACUACAAACUAUUUGCGAAACUUUAGUCAUAGAAUAAUGAAGACAUGCUGAAUCGAUAAUCGAUUUGAUAUCUCAGAAAAAUCUUAAAAUUUUCUUCAUGCCUAAAAAGUUAAAUUUUUAUUUUUCUCAAUUUUUUACAGUCAUAUGUACUGUUGCGAAAAGUAAGAACAUGUCUUUAACUACAACUUUCCUAUCAAGUUUUUCUUUCCAAAAAGUCACAAUAUUAAAUUAUUAUUGUUUCUUUAUUGUAUUAUGGAAUGUAAUCACAUGUAAUGUCUCCCGUGCGACCCACCCAUUUACAAUUAUGUCAAAUGAAACAUGUACAGCAGGGGGAAAAAGGAAAUUAACAUAUUUACAAGAUAUUUUUGUAAUUUAUAUAUUCCUCCUCAGAACUUGUGAAAACUAACAAACUUUUUUAACAAGCCCACAAACUGAGGGAAUCUCAACGCCAAUCGAAGAGAUACAUGCAAAUUAUUAUACAAACGCGACAAGCAAAGGAGCGCGGAUUUUGCCGUCUGGACUUAUCAUUGCCUAAAGUACCGUUCAAAAUAGAACACGCCGCAACAGUUCUAUUCAACGCAUUGGAAAUAAAUGCAUUGUUAGAAGCUCUAAUUUCCGCCUGCAGCUGCUUAUAUGCGUAUUGGUCUCUUUUAAACUGCAAUUUCUGCGGAUGCCACGCAGGCAUGCGCUUCACAACAACACUCUUUUCCAUCAAAUCGCGACGUUUUUUGACCAGCUUUAUUUUAUUUUUUCUAUUAGCUCUCACAAGUUUCACUUUUUUGGGGACAAAUUUGUUAAUACCGUCCAAGAAAGUUGUCAGAAAAGCGUCAUAUUUAUCGUCAACCGUGAUUGAGAGCGCAACAGUACGCCAGCUUUGCAAAUCCAAGAAGCCUAUAAACUCAGCAAUUCUAUCAUCCGAAAAAUUGCGAGAUUCAAUAUAUUAAUCACGCUCCUGCGGAAUAUUCAGCUUCAUUGAAAAACGUACGCCCUCAUGAUCGGAGAAAAUAUUAGACUUAGCUGCACAUUCGAAAUCAUCUAAUUCACCUGGACCGGAAAAAAUUAAAUCAAUCGACUUCGUGCUUGUACCCGAAAUUCGUGUUACCAUAUUUUCAUUCGAGAGAUGCAGCUCAAAUUUUUCAAAAAUCUUGCCUUUGUCGUUCGUCGCAACAUAUUUAUAUUAAAUUCCCCGGCUACAAAAAUCUUAGUCACCUUUUUCUUUUUAACAACAGAGAGAAUUGUGACUAACGCGUUCUCUAAAUGAGCAAAAAACUCAUCAAAGCGCUUGUUAUUUUCUGGGUUUGUCGGUCACCAAGAAGUAAAUUUUCUGCGACCCAACCUGUACGAUUGUCGCAGCCGCCUCAAAGCAAAACUCCUCACACAGAACCGGAAUAGUUAAAUCUAAAUUCUUAUUUAUUAAAACAGCCGCGCUUCACAUAAUAUAUAUGCUCAACGCGUCCAAACCCAACUGCUAAUUUAUAAUCUAAUAAUGGAAAAUUUUUAAUCUCAUAAUUAUUCAGCCAAGUCUCUGUUGUUAAAAUACAGAAUAGUCUCUAAUUAAAAUUUAGCGCAAAGUCCUUAAAACGUUUCCCUGCCGCUGCCAAACCAUGAAAAUGAAAUGGGAGUUCUUCCAACAAACCCUUUUAUAUCUCUGGUGUCCGUGGGAAUUAAAUUAUGGCUUUUAAAUAGUUAUUUCGCAACUCUUUAACUUUUAUUUUCCAAAAUAUGUUUCAUUUUCAUUAAUUUCUCAUAAUAUUUUUUCGAUCUGGCGUGAUCCGGGUCAGGGUUCAACCGAGUCGCAAUCAAAUUCGACGCUAAAAAGGAUGACAAGAACAGGGUUGACGAGCGCGCUGAUUUUAAGCACGCUCGCGCUCACGCUCUUUUCUGAAAAUUGCGCUCGCGCUCCCGCUCGCGCUCUCCAACUUUUCCUCACGCGAGCGCUCAAGCUCGCGCUCUUUACCCAAAAGAGCGCUCGCGAGCGCUCUUUUUCUGGGGUCGCUAUUUUUUAAAUGAAAUUGUUAUUUGGAUUGGUUUUCUUCAAUAUUUCUUAACGUACAAUUCUAUAAUCAUUGCUAUUUUAUGUAUGAUCUAAAAAUAUACUUAUUUCCAUUGAGUUUCAUACAAAUAUUUUUAGAAAAUUUGGAAAAUGAAAAAUUCUCUAUGUUUUUCGAGCAAUAUUUUACCAAUUUAUGGUCCCCAAAAAGAGCGUAAAUGAGCGCUCUUUUCAGCGCUCUUUUGAAAAAAACGCUCGCGCUCCCGCUCCCGCUCCCGCUCGCGGCAUGAAAAAAAUCGACGCUCGCGCUCCGCUCUUUUGAGCGCUCUUUCAGAGCGCUCGUCAACCCUGGUCAAAAAGAGAUAGGGCAAACGCAAAGGAAUGGUGCGAGCUCCAGGAUUCUAAAUGUAGAAGAAACGAGCUUUGGAGCUUUCUAACGGUGUGCAUAUUAUUGCGUGUCAAUUUAUAAUUCUGGGAGAAAUUCGCGUUUGAAAACGGUCAAAAUUUGAAAACAGUUCUUGGUCGUAUCUCAAAGCUUUGAAAAGAACACGAUCGUUCGGAGCAAAAACGGCACACCGGCGGAAAGCUCGUUUCAUGAGGAUGCCGAAAAUGCCCAUACACGUAGCAUUUAUCUCGUGAUCUAUACGGAAUAAAUAUUAUCUGAAUCUGAAUCUGAAUCUGAAUUUGCAACAAUGUGAACAAAUAAACAAACAACAGCAACAUUUUAGUCUGAUAAGCCCCAGCCGAUAAUUUCUUUUUCUUUGGCAAUUGGCUGGACUCAUAUUUUCUAUUUUUUUUUCUAAUUUAAAAAUGUAUAAAAAAAAUUAGAUUAAUCAAAAAGUUACACUGAAUUCUGACUUCUUAGGGCUUUUGUUCGUAAGAGAAAAAUUACGAGUGGAGAAUAAAUAAAUAAAUAAAUAAAUACGCAUGCGCACGAUUACAGGAUUUUAAAGUCGUUAAGGGCUAUGGUGGAGGCAUCUCUCACGUGAUGUGAAGAGACACCAUUAGCGUGCAUCUCUCACCCUUUUGUGUUACCAGGACUUCGAUUUUUUCCACGCGCGUGAAAGAAUCCAAUGAAUGAGGCUGAUUCCUACUAUCGAUCGCUGCCGAGAAAGGAGGCCGGCCCUAUAGGGCCGUGCGCCACCUGAGUAAGCAGCCCGCCCCAUCGACUCCAUCCCCGAAGAUAAAAGCACCAUCACCCUCAAACUCGAAUUCAGUUAGCAACAGAAGGAAAUAUCCAAAAAUCCCCAGCAGCAAAUCUCUGCGAAAAAUCGCGUAAAUAAAUUCAAAAUAUUAAACUUAAAUUUUGGGCGCCAGUUGUCGGGAAAUCGAGUGGCUUCCCGGAUGUUAAAUUACUUAUUUACUUUCUUAAGCAUUAUUUAUAGGGUAAAUAUAAUUAAUAGACACAAUAUUUACUUACUUUCAAAGGUUCGUUGUAAUUAAUAAGCCUUUUCACAAACAGUUAAAUUAUUUAACUUUUUGCAAAAUGAGUACUGGAGUGCAGUGUAUAAUGAGAAUAGUGUAGAUAAGAAAAGUGAAGUAUUUAUGAGUAUAUUAACAAAUUAUUUUGAAGAUUCCUUCCCAAUGAAAAAAACAGUGAAAAGAGCUACUCUUAUAUUUAUUAUUUUUUCUACUCAAGUCAUACAAAAAAAAUUGAAAUUGGAAAAAUGAGCAGAAAGGGUAUCGAAUCGGGAAAAUAAACUUAUCUGCUCAAACUAAAAACCUGAGAAAAGAAGCAUUAGAAUUAUCACAAAAGAGUAAAAUUAUACAAACCCUGAACAAAAAUCUGAAAUUAAAAAUAAAAUAAAAAUAAUGAAAUACCAGGUUGGAAAUUGUAUAAAUAAUGAGGUACGGAAGUAUAAUGAUAAAAAAAUUAAGGGAUCAAACAAUAAAUCAAAUUACCUCAAUAAUAUGUUUGUUGAAAAUACGCCAGUAAGCCCGCAUAUCCCGCCCGAUAAUAGUAACAUGAGCGAACCAUUAUAAAUUACAUCUCGAGCCUAUGUCUGACUACGAAAUAUACAGUGUACAUGUAAAUAAUGUGAAUAGUCAUGAUUGCUCGAAUGAGCUAGACUGAAAUACAAGGUGUCAGAUAAUAUUAUUAAGUUGAUAUAUUUAGCUCAUGUACAAAGUCAUAUAAUGUAUGGAAUUGUAAUUUGGGGGGGCUCCAGCCAUUUAAUAAAAGUAUUUAGAGCACAGAAAAGAGCGUUGAGAUCUAUGGCGGGCAUUCCUUACUGGAGAUCUAAUGUAGCGUUGGAUACUUGUAAAUUAACCAUUAUUUAUUUAUUCCCCAUUCGAUACAGUCAUGAAUCAUGAAUACAGCAAAAAAACCUAUACAGAAAAAGUACAGAAAAAGCUGAAAAUACAUUUUAAAAGAGACAUACUGUUAAUAAGGGGGUGAAUGGAGAAAUGGCUUUUCGCUAGCAAACAACUUGCUAAAGCACAGGACCCUCUCCUUUGAAAGAGAGUGUACCGGCCGCUAGAGCCAUUUUUUAAAUAUAAUAUAAUGACCCUGCCAUCGUUGUAUUGUAUAUACUUGAAUGUAUAAAAUUUCUAGUGCAAAACCGAAACCUAUUUCGGAAAUAUAGUGAUAGUGUAGAUACAAAGAGAGUAACUAGACUAACCUUUGCUGUAAUGAUUUGGUUGUGAAAGACGUUAAGCUCGAGAAAUAUGUUGAAAACCCAGAAAUCAUGAUCACCAGAAUUUUUAAUGCAUUACCCGGCAUUACCGAAAUCUUUAAAAGCCCUUGAAAAUCACGAGGUUCUUGUAAAAAUGGUGAAAGCUUUUGUAUUAGAACAUCAGUUCUAUGACCUGAACGAAUUUUAUCGUUUAAAUAAUGAUGAAUAUUGACUUGGAAAUGAAGAUUCGGGCUUUUCCUCGUUGCAAAAAAUUUGUCUUUAUUCAAAAACAAACGGCUCUACCAGUUUCGGUCACGGUCUGUGGUGUUUUUUCAAUUUGCUGAUUUUUUGUAUUUUUUCUUGCUCAUGAAAUAGGGUCGCAGACCGUGACCGAAACUGGUAGAGCCGUUUGUUUUUGAAUAAAAACCAAUUUUUUGCAACGAGGAAAAGCCCGAAUCUUCAUUUCCAUGAUCAUCUCCUCGAGUGUCAACUUCUUCAAACGAAUAUUGACUUAUUUUAAAGUGGUUAUUACUAUGUAUAUUAUGUGGUAUAUAAUUCUUAACAUAAUAAACAUAUCUUGAAUCUAUUCUCGCUUUCUGCAGCUUCACGUGCCACGUGAUUUCGUUGCGGGAGCCGAUUUAAAAUAUUUGCUGUAUAAUAUGCUUAAUUGGCACUUAAAACCUCUGAAAUAAAUAACAAUAUGUGAUGUUACAAUUUAAACAAAUAAACAACAUUAAUAUUUUUUUCAAUAUCAAAUAUUCUUUAGUUUAUUAACCAUUAAUUUCGAGUAGCAAUAAUAAAAUUUAAAAUAAGUCGAGGUACAAAACGGUGAAAUUCGUUUAAGUCAUGGAAUUGGUGUUGCAGUACUAAUUCAAUUCAAAGCUUUUACUUCCUUCACAAUUUCCUUGUCAUUUUCGAGGUUGAAUAGUAAUAAAAUAAAUAACUUUGCAGGAUGAUUCGCGGUAUGUCCUCAUUUAGUCAAGGGCUGUGCGCUUCCGGACAUGCCAACAUACUCAAUUUCUUAAUCAUCCUCAUCCAUGUCAGAUAUUGCUACAGCUUAGAAUUCAGUGAAAUCCUACCAGAAGACGCGCGGCUGUACGACAAAAUGCGUCCACCAAAGAAGGAUGGUGCACCGACCACCGUGUUUUUCCACGUCACAGUCAUGGGCCUGGACUCUAUUGAUGAGACCUCGAUGACGUACGCCGCGGACAUCUUCUUCGCGCAGACCUGGAAAGACCACCGCCUUCGUUUGCCAGAAAACAUGACGUCCGAGUACCGACUGCUCGAGGUCGACUGGUUGAAGAACAUGUGGCGUCCUGAUUCGUUCUUCAAAAACGCUAAAGCAGUCACCUUCCAAACCAUGACCAUUCCCAACCACUACAUGUGGCUCUACAAGGACAAGACUAUCCUAUAUAUGGUUAAAUUGACUUUGAAGCUCUCUUGCGCAAUGAAUUUUCUCAUCUACCCUCAUGACACACAAGAGUGUAAGCUGCAAAUGGAAAGCUUGUCGCAUACAACGGAUGAUAUGAUUUUCCAGUGGGACCCUGAGGUACCAUUGGUAGUCGAUGAGAGUAUCGAGUUGCCGCAGCUGCAGUUGGUCAAGAAUAAUACUGCAGACUGCACGCAGGUCUAUUCGACCGGAAACUUUACCUGCCUAGAAGUUAUUUUCAUCCUAAAAAGACGUCUCGGCUACUAUCUUUUCCACACCUAUGUCCCAACCUGCCUGAUCGUCAUAAUGUCUUGGGUCUCAUUCUGGAUCAAGCCUGAGGCAGCCCCCGCGCGCGUGACUCUAGGAGUGACCUCUCUGCUGACCCUUUCAACGCAACAUGCAAAAUCGCAGGCCUCUCUGCCACCAGUCUCGUAUCUUAAGGCCGUGGAUGCCUUCAUGUCCGUCUGCACUAUCUUUGUAUUCAUGGCACUGAUGGAGUAUUGCUUGGUGAACAUAGUGCUCGGCGACAACGACGCUCCCAAACCGGCGGCGCCCAAGCCUGAGCCAGACAAGGUAUUUGAAUUAGCAGCCAAGGAGAACGCCCGUAUCCUAACUGGACAACCGCCAGGUAUACCCAAGCUGACCCAUGCCCAGAAGUGCAAGCUGCGAGCCCUUAAUAUCGACCGCUGCUCGCGUGUUGGAUUCCCGCUGCUCUUCUUCCUUCUCAAUGCCAGCUACUGGAUUCUCUUCUACGAGUUCCUUUAAAUAAGUAAUAAGUCGCAUUUCAAAUAAAUCCUUAUAAUUGCAUGGGUUGAAAGGAGGAUAGUUGCUGGGAAUUUGAAGGAUGAUCUAACAAUAAUAUUCUUUGAGAAAGUCCGUGAAAUAAAUUUGAUCAGAUUAUUUAAUUGAAAAUGAGUUUAUCAAUAUACAAGAUAUAUUUUAUUAUUUUCAAUAUAUUUAUUUUAUUUGCGACGUAUUACUUUUUACAAUAGAGGGAUGAUUUGAUUCGUGUAUAUGUGUGCGUGAGCCUGAGCGCGUGGUUUUUUUAAUUAAAAGCUCGGCAGUUACUGAUAUUUUACAAAAGAAUCAACGAUUCAAAAAAACCCUUUUUGGAAUUGUUGAUUCUUUUUUACUUUGCAGGAAAAAUAUAUCCUACAUCCUGCUCAUGUAUUUGAUAUUGAGAUUUUUUUCUGAAAAAGGAAAUAAAGUAAUUAAAUAAUUACUAUUGUAAUGUACUAAUGUAAUCGAAAGUUUUAUUUUAUGUAAAAUCUUAUUCAUUCUGCUACAAACAACUAGAAAUUAAUCCAGUUUUUGAAAAUGUAUUCUAAAACAGUCAUCAACAUAUAUGCGGUCAACAUUUAUUUAUUUCAUUGGGAAUCUUCACAAUUAAUUCUGUAGCAAAAAACAAUAAUUAAAUUACAGUAUGCAACUAGAUUUUCAUGGAAUUGUAAUACCUUUCUGAUACCAUUUCUGCUCAUUUUUUUUCAAUUCAAUUUUUUUUCAUGUAUGACUUGAGUAGAAUAAACAACAAUAAAGAGUGAUUUUUUAUUGUGGCCCUAGAUUAUGUUCAGCAGGCAAUGCUUUUAUUUUGCAUCUUGACCAAGAGACUCUAGUCAAGUAAUGGCUCGCGUCUUGUUCAAGUAAAAGACGCAUAUCAUAAAAGGGGUUUUGAUCAAGACGCAACCUGAACAAUCGUAAAAAUUGAUGCUUGAUUUUUAAUAAAGAUCAACCCAAAAGCACAAAAUAAAAGAUAAAAAAAUUGGUACUUUCAUCUGCAAAAACAGAAUAAAAGGAAAGCUGGAGAGCGACUGACUGCUCUGCGGCAGCAGCGGGGUUUUUAUACCCGCUGCGGCCGCCCAGCAUUCGCGCGAUGGCACGUCAUUGGCUGUUACUCGUCACGUGAUCUUGUCUCUCACCCCAGAGACUUAAGAAGCCUCUACAGAUCUUGCCUUUGAAUUAAAUUUAUAAUAUGUCAUUGGUUGUUACUUAUGCACAUUUCAAGUCUCUUGCACUCCCUAACUUUUUAUGGCUCCUAAUAACACAUAAUUAGAGGGGAGGUGAUUUUUUUCUUUUUUUCAAGUCAAAUCAAACCGUUACCGCUGCUGCCGCUGAUCAGACAGUCGCUCUCGUGAAACACUCCUGUCCUAGCCAGUAGUGCUUGGCAAAUUGUAAAUUUUUUACAAAGUUUCAUUGCAUUUGAAUUAAAUUUAUAAUAUAUCAUUGGUUGUUACUUAUGCACAUUUCAAGUCUCUUGCACUCCCUAACUUUUUAUGGCUCCUAAUAACACAUAAUUAGAGGGGAGGUGAUUUUUUUCUUUUUUUCAAGUCAAAUCAAACCGUUACCGCUGCUGCCGCUGAUCAGACAGUCGCUCUCGUGAAACACUCCUGUCCUAGCCAGUAGUGCUUGGCAAAUUGUAAAUUUUUUACAAAGUUUCAUUGCAUUUGAAUUAAAUUUAUAAUAUAUCAUUGGUUGUUACUUAUGCACAUUACAUUAGAUUAGAUUAAAAUUUAUUGCAUUAGACAUAUAUAGCACAUCUCCAAUUUUUUGCCUUUACAACAGGUCAUUAUGAUUAUAAUAAAUAGGUUUAAUCAAUCAACUAAUCAAUAUCAAGUGUCGCACGCCAUUAGUUUCUCGACGGGGGUGGGCAAGCCUUUAACUAACCCUCCUCAAAUACUGCAGGGGAAAACCACCCCCGAAAACCCUGCAGCUGAGUCUCACUCUUCCAAAUUUAGGCAUUCAAAUUUACAUGUCCAAUAUUCAUUCAUAUAUCAUAGAGUUGACACUUCAGCAUUGACACUUUUAACAAAGUUGCCAUAGUCAGCUAUUUCUUUCAAUACAUUGGGUAAUUUGUUGUAUACUCGUGCUAUCAUUAUCUCAGGACUUUCAUUCACACAAUUUAGUGAGCUUGGCCUUACAAAUAAAUCUGUUUCAACAUAUGCAGUAGCACGCGUAGUUCGCACUACAACACCUGGAACAUCACGAUUCAUUUUAAACUUUUCAGGAAAUUUACGCACAAACUUAACACACUCCAAUAUGAAUAGACAGUAAGAACUCCAAAUUUCACAAAUAGUGGUCUGCAUGAGUCUAGAGCCGAGUUACUUCUCCAAUAUUGAACGCCAGCCAUCGCUCUUAUUACUCUUUUCUGCGCAAGAAAAACAUCUUUCAUAUGUGUAGAACACAUUUCUAGUCUGUCGCACUCCCUUAAGCGCGGAUCUUUUUAUGGAACUGUUUAUGCUUUAAUUGGUGCGGCGAGGUUGGCUGCAUCUUGCAUGGAUAAAUUUUGUAUUGAUAAUUACGUUUAAAUUCGUAAUUUUGCGUUUCCAGCACCCUAAUGCGGCUUUAUUUUCUGACUCGCCCCCUAUUUUUGUGAAUGGCUAAUCCAUUUUUGUUGCCCUAAUGACAUAAUUUCUUGGAUUGUAUAUCAUGGAAAAUUUAAAGUGGACUGAGCAUGCGCGGAUUAUGUUGUGGGCAAGUUGCAUAGUGCUGUUUUUCUUGUGAAUAAUUUGUUGAAAUUGGUUAAUGCUAAGCACUUGCCCAUGUUUUAUAAUGCAUAAUGUAUAAAUGUACACAGUUAUGCAGUAGGGCAUUGUUUUUUGGGGUGGAUCAGAGCUGGCAAGAGUGUUUUCGGCACAAAAGCGCCUUUGCAAUGGUCGGUGAACAGUAUAUUGGCCUGGCCCAACGCCAGUUUGUUCGGCGCGGCCUCUCUUCAGGAAAUUAAAUUUUUUGCCCUUGUUUUCGAUUCAUUUAGCAGAAGGCCUGCAAAUUUGUGCGUCCAUACCCUGAGGAUUUUGUGAAAACGCGAGAUGUUGUAUGUGCCUAUUUCGGUCCAGACGUGUCUAUUUCUAGGAAAAUCCGCUCCUUUGCAUGUCGCGCUUGUGUAAUAAAUUACAUAUUAGAUUGGAGUUAAGAUUUCCUCAGUUUGUGGGCUUGUUAAAGAAAUUUGUUACUUCCCACGAGUAGUAAUACACUAAAGAGGAGUAUGUAAAAUACAAAAAGUGCUUGUAAAUGAGUAAAUUUCUUUUUUUCUCUGAUCUUUGUUUCAUUUGACAAAAUUGUAAGUGAGUGGGUCACACGGGAGAUAUUAUAUGUGAAUACAUUCCAUGAUGUAUAAGAUGUAUGAAUAAUUUUCCUUCGCAAAAUUAAAAACGAAAAUAAAAUACCGUAUUAUGAUGAUUUUUGUU